Molecule: messenger RNA, 1815 nt
Organism: Lingula anatina
Lineage: Eukaryota; Metazoa; Brachiopoda; Lingulata; Lingulida; Lingulidae
Product: melanocortin receptor 5-like
Source: RefSeq, a predicted model, not a curated record
CAAACCACUAAUCUAACUUAUGGAGCUGCACGUCAGACACUGAUGCAGUUCUCGAGACAAUAUAGCCAGAAUAUUGCAGGAAAUGUAAGGCUGCAUAAAAGACUACACAAACAGAUUAACAGUCACAUUUGUCACUGGCAGAGAAACUAGGUGUUCAGAAACCAGGCCUCCAGGGACUGAAGCGAAAUAAAAAGGGUUGUGAUGAGCUACAUGUGUAUGCUACAUGUCAACAAAAGCAAUUGCAUGACAGCUAAUGAAUUUAUGAAGAAUAUCUGAUCAGGCAACAAGCAAUAUGAGCAGCAAUGUCAACCGUUGACCAUCACUACAUUGUAUUCUCAUCAUCAGAAUGAUGUCUUAUCUAGAAAAGAAUCUAUCAUAUAAUACAACAAACAACUUGAGCAGCUGUGAUCUGCCAACAGAACUUGUAGGAGUCUCUGCCACAAUGUUAAUCCUAGCCACUGUUUUGGGGACAUUAUCAAAUAUAUUCAUUAUUGGAGUCUUCAUAUGGGAGCGUAGUCUACGUACUCCAGUUCACUCCCUGAUGUUCACACUCGCUAUUGUGGAUUUUAUUCAUUGUGCUGUGCACACAACAUCUUUACUGUUACGCAUUCUUGGCUCCAGCUGGAUAACGCCUGACGUGCAUACCUCAAUAUGCAAAGUAGCAUUUACCUGCUCGACCUUUACCAACAUGGAGAAUGUUUUACUGAUAGGGGCACUCUCCAUAGCAAGAUAUACACAAGUGUCCAAGCACCACCAGAUACAUUUCAAGUCUGUUUUGUUGUAUAUAGCAUUUACUGUGAUUCUGGAAAUCUGUUUCGUCACAUACACAGUAUUCUAUCCAGUGCUUAUGACGGGAGUGUGUACGUGUUCAGAGCAGGACAGAGAUUAUAGUCUUCACAACAACUGGGUGCCCAUCAUAUUUCUUUGUAUGUUCACAGUCUGUGGCAUCAUCAUGUUGGUUUACUACCUAAAGCUCUUGCAAUUAAUCAAACUGCAUCGCUCUGCUAUUGCCUCUUUAAUCAUUCACACUAACAAACUGGACAGAUCAGUGUUUCGAUCAAUGCGUCUAUUAACAAUUAAUUUCAUAAUCACUUAUCUACCACUGGCCAUUCUGAUUCCAAUCUUAAUAUCAGGCCCUCUCUCACAGACAGUCUAUGAGAACUGGGUUUUGUAUGGUGGCUUUGCACUAAACUCGCUAGGCCAUGCAGUUGAUCCUCUCAUUUACGGCCUUUAUUCCAGCCAUUUCCGAAAAGCUUUCAAGAAAUGUUGCCUGCCUCUAUGGAGGAAGUGCACCAUACUUGGAAAACAUAACCAAGUUUCUACUAUCAAUAUGGCAAGUUCAGUAGCAGAUAUUUCAUUUCCUUUAGGCAAUCAGGUUCAGAGCUAAUCAAACUACACUUAUACAUUAUUUUUGUUCUAAUUACUCUUUGAGCUUAAUUUAUAUGAGGAGAUUUUAUAUUGAAUCUCUUAAUUCAGUUUACAAAAGAGGAAUUAUCUUAAUUCCUGUUGACUGAUAAUAGUGAUAAUUAUGAUAAUAGAUAAUAAUAUUGUAAAAUGUCAGGCAGAGAAUAAUUAGAUUAUAACAACCAUACAUAAAAUGUUGCAUGUAGAGAGAAUAAUAAUAAAUAUCUGACAUGAGCGAGAAGCAUAUGUCACUUGUACAUGUACAAUCUCCAUACAGGUGAUGCAGAAAAAUGGUAUUAUUCAUACUGUGCAGUGAACUGAAAUGAUAUUAGGUCACAAGAUCAACAAAUCUCGUUUAUAUGCAAGUUGCCUCGAUGAAAUAUGAUGUUCAUCUUUCUAAUUAUAACAAUG